Molecule: messenger RNA, 1131 nt
Organism: Symsagittifera roscoffensis
Lineage: Eukaryota; Metazoa; Xenacoelomorpha; Acoela; Convolutidae
Exons: 3
Coding region: 28-756 (242 amino acids)
Source: RefSeq, a predicted model, not a curated record
AACGCAUUUCUUGAUUUUCAGGUUUGCAUGAUAAUGGAUAUUUCUUAUGAAAAUGAAAGUGAUGAUGAAAAGUUGCCAGAGUUCAUUGAUCACAUACCUAGUAUAAAUGCAGCUGAUCUCAACUCUCUGGAAGACGUGGACAGGUUUCUAGACACGUUGGAUACCGACCCGUAUGUUCCAAGGACAAUAUCUGACAACCACAGUUGUCUUUCGGCUGAAGAAAUUUGUGCUAAAUUUAAUGAACUCUGCAAAAACAGUGCAAAAAGCUUAGAGAAAUUAAAACAACAAGAUGCGGAGCUGAAGAAAACUGCCACCAAAUGCAAAAAAACAAUCAAAAGUUCUUUGAAAGUGCGGCGCGAAGCGACUGAAGCCAUCAAAAAAUUGAACGCCAACACUCAGCGCGUCUUAGACGAAGAUGUAGACGAUGCGACCCUGGAGUCAGUUCAAAACACACUCCUUAUGUCUACUCAGGACAAAGACUGUCAAAAUUCAUUGCAUUUGAAAGCGGGCGCAACAGUGAAACAAAGUGGAAUCGAACUUCAGAAAUCAGGCGACGAACUGAAGGUGAUUCUCCACGGAGCGCAACAGUCAGAUGAAGACUGCUAUGUUGUGCUAACCGCUGUUGGAGAACAGACGCACAAACUGCUGGAGAGCUCACACUCGAUUCCAGAAAUUGAAUCAUGGAUCGAAGAGCUGAACUCGAGUAGUGAUUGGCCCAAGUUCUACAUGAGAUUGAGAAACUUUUUCACGGACUAAUUUGCAUUAUAAUCACACUGAUUUCUUUGAGUUUAUAUCAUUCUUUUCCACGAUUGCUCAUCAUUAUUUGUAGAUAUAAAUCUAUGCUUGCGAUUUAAGGGCAUUUUAGAAAAUGUCAUGGGCUAUCAAUUUUCAUAUGCACAAUUUAAACAUGUUUUGUAAAGAAGAUGUGAAGACAAUAAAGAAGUUGUAGAUUCAGCAUCAAUGUUGCCCACUAUAUUAAUUAGUUUUUACCAUUUGGUUGCUGUAAAUCGCAGGUAGUGUGAAGCAAAGUUUCGCCAAUGUUUGUCAGUUUUUUUUGUAGAUUUUCAUUACAAUUUGUUUCAACCUUGUAGAUUUUUAUACAAAUUGUUUGAAUUAAUUUUUCUCUGCUCU